Molecule: messenger RNA, 1725 nt
Organism: Penicillium argentinense
Lineage: Eukaryota; Fungi; Ascomycota; Eurotiomycetes; Eurotiales; Aspergillaceae
Gene: sebA
Product: putative C2H2 transcription factor (Seb1)
Exons: 2
Coding region: 1-1725 (574 amino acids)
Biological process (GO): regulation of transcription by RNA polymerase II
Molecular function (GO): RNA polymerase II cis-regulatory region sequence-specific DNA binding; DNA-binding transcription factor activity, RNA polymerase II-specific
Source: RefSeq, a predicted model, not a curated record
AUGGACUCAUACACAGUAGCACCCCCGGUGCAAGGCCAAUCUUUCUACUACUCCGACGCCACUUCACAACAAGGUCACUACACCAGCCAACCGUCCGACGUCUACUACGGCCAGAUGCAGUACCAGCAAGGCCCCCAGCGUGGCUCCGAGCAGCCCAUGUACCAGCAGCCCAUUAUGAACAUGCACCAGAUGGCCACCACCAAUGCCUUCCGGGGCGCCACCAUCAACAUGACCCCGAUAGCCUCGCCGCAGCCCUCCCAAAUGAAGCCCGCCAUCAUUGUGCAGCAAGGGUCGCCUGCUCUCAUGCCGCUGGACACACGCUUCAUCGGCACCGACCUGUAUGGCUUCCCCACAACACCGCCACUCUCGUCCUCAGGCAGCAGCAUUAGCAGCCCGCCCUCUGCCAAUGGCACCCUGCACACUCCCAUCAACGACACCUUCUUCUCCUUUGAGAAGGUCGAGGGCGUAAAGGAAGGCUGCGAGACCGACGUGCACACGGAAAUCCUCGCAAACCCGGACUGGUCGCGCUCUGAUUCCCCUCCGAUGACACCAGGUAAGUUUCGCGAACUAAUCCGAGGCACAGUGUUCAUCCACCCGCCGUCAUUGACCGCCAGCCAGACCUCCGACCUGCUCUCCGCCAACUCCUGCCCCUCGCUUUCGCCCUCUCCCUCUCCAGUCCCGACCGACCUUCUCGCCCAAUCCCAGGGCCUCUCUGCCGAGUCGGCCGGCGCAGACUUCUGCGAUCCGCGUCAGCUCACGGUUGAGCCCUCGGUGAAUGUCCCGGCCCCCCAGGACCUCCCGCCCCUGCCGACCCUCACCUGUGACGAGGAGCAGCCUCGCGCCGUCGUGGGCAGUGCGUCUGUGACGUUGCCUGUGAACGAGAACCCCUCGCCCUCCUUCACCGCGUCGACUGAGGACCCUCUGACCUCCCUGCCGACCUUCGACUCCUUCUCCGACUUGGACUCUGAUGAUGAGCUGAACCGCCUGGUGGACUUCCACCCGGGCAGCAACGCUGUCUACCUAGGUGGAAAGCGUCAGCGGGUGGACCAGUACAUUGCCGACGACGAUGGGUUCCUGAGCGAGCACAGCCUCGAGGACUCGGACGACUCGGAGAACUUCAUGCCCUCGGCCAUGCCUGCCUUCCAGUGGGACGAGUCUGCCCAUGCUCAGGCCGAGAUCGAGUCGGACUCUGCCGCCGAGGAGGAGGAAGAGAUCAAGACCAAGAAACGCAGCAGCCGCAAGUCAGCUCGCAAGAGUGCCCAGAUUGACGAGGUUGCCUACAAGAAGACCGUCGCUGUGCCCCCGGCCCCGUCGACCGAUGGCACGGUGACGGACUCGGAGCCUGCCCCCGUGUCGGUCAACCGCCGCGGUCGCAAGCAGUCUCUGACCGAGGAUCCCUCUAAGACUUUCGUCUGCACCCUCUGCUCUCGUCGCUUCCGUCGCCAGGAGCACCUCAAACGCCACUACCGCUCUCUUCACACCCAAGACAAGCCCUUCGAGUGCAACGAGUGCGGUAAGAAGUUCUCCCGCAGUGACAACUUGGCCCAGCAUGCCCGUACCCACGGUGCUGGAUCUAUUGUCAUGGGCGUCAUGGACGGAUCGGAGAGCUCCAUUCCCUUCGACGAGUCACAAGAUGCCGGGGCGCUAGGCGCGGUCAUGUACGAGUCCAACGAGGCUGGUGCUGACCGUCGGGCCGCGAAGAAGCGCAAGCGUGACUCCGCCUAA